UAAAUUACCCGGGGCGAUUUUUCCAUAGUAACGUUACAUAUUUCCUCGAAUUAAAACUUUAUAUAAAAAGGUAACAUCGAUUUUCAAAAAGUGUGAAUUUGUUUUAAUAGCAUAAGGACAUACAUAAUUUAUCAUGGGCAGGUUUCUGGUUGCUGAACGGUUAUUUCUUGGAUUAACUAAUGCAGUCUUUCUGUUUUUUGGAGCAGCUUUGACCAUUUUUGGAUUUCUCCUUCAAUUUGUAGAGGCGUUUAACAGUUAUUACUCGAACACUAUAGUUAGUUUAGAGACAUCGUUAUCCGCCGCUGGAUUUUCAACUCGUACAUUAGACUUCAGUCUGUCAGAGUUUGCCGGCUACUUGCCCUUGGCUUUAAUGGUCAGUGGAGUGUUGAUAUGCAUUAUAUCGUUCCUUGGAAUUUUGGGUGCUACAAGAGAAAUAACGUGGGUUCUCCUGACCUAUGGUGUGAUACUUAUUGUAUUGAUGAUAACACAGAUUAUUACCUUGUCCAUCUUCUACUAUCAACCGGAACUGUUCACAGAUCCAAUUAAAGAUUCCUUAAAGUCAAAGAUAAAAUCAGAUUAUAAAGGCCUAAAUGGAACCAAUUCUGUAUCUAUUGGUUGGAACUUCGCUCAUCAAAAGUUUUCUUGCUGUGGCGUCGACAGCUAUCAUGAUUUCAUGGGAGCCACGAAAUGGGUGCGUUUUUAUACAGAUGUGAACGUCCUAGGAACACCAAUUAGCUGUUGCAGAACCUUACCAACAUCAAAAGACUUUACCUGUGCCAGACAUCCAUUGUCGGGCACAAGUAAUAACUUCCACAAGGGAUGUUUUAAUGCGAUGUGGAAUAUGGUUGUAGGCAACCUUGCAGUAACAGUUCCUAUUUUAUCUGUUUGUUUAUUAAUACAGAUAAUAUUCAUUAUAAUUACUAUAGCUAUAGUGUACGCAAAUAAGAAUGACGAUAAGAAAGAUGAAUACAAGAAAUUCAAGCCAAGUAGUGAUGACAGUUUCUUGGAUAUAUCUACAUGGAAAACUAAAUUGUAAAAACUAUGUUUACUCUGCUCAUAAAAACAUGACUGUAUGCGUUACACAUGUGGUCUGCUAUUCUGAGAAAAUAUGAAGUUGAAGUCAAGUAGGGAUGACAGUUUCUUAGACAGUUCUACAUGGAAAACACUAUUUUGUAAAAACUAUGUACCCUGCUCACAACUAUACACGAAUGAAUGCGUUACACAUGAGGUCUGCUGAUAGUGUUUAUUAAAAUGAAAUACAUGUACUUGUAUAUUUU
Molecule: messenger RNA, 1277 nt
Organism: Mytilus trossulus (common blue mussel)
Lineage: Eukaryota; Metazoa; Mollusca; Bivalvia; Mytilida; Mytilidae
Product: tetraspanin-16-like
Exons: 6
Coding region: 134-1036 (300 amino acids)
Cellular component (GO): plasma membrane
Source: RefSeq, a predicted model, not a curated record